Molecule: messenger RNA, 1286 nt
Organism: Vigna angularis (adzuki bean)
Lineage: Eukaryota; Viridiplantae; Streptophyta; Magnoliopsida; Fabales; Fabaceae
Exons: 9
Coding region: 138-1127 (329 amino acids)
Source: RefSeq, a predicted model, not a curated record
CACUGUCGUCUCACUAUCCAAACCUCUGCCAUUCCUUCUCAUUCGUCAACAAAACAUCAUACCGCAUAAAUAAAAUCCUAAAAAUAUAAAUUAAACAAAAAAUUCUACUACAUUAUACAACCAGCCAGGAAACUAAAAUGUUGCUGCUUGAAUCCAGUGCUUCCAGUGUCGAUCUUCCGGAUGAGUUGCUACAACUUCUGCCGUCUGAUCCUUACGAGCAGCUUGACGUGGCCCGCAAAAUCACCUCCGUUGCGCUAUCCACACGUGUCAAUGCGCUCCAAUCAGAGUCUUCCACUCUGCGCGCCGAACUCGCCGAUAGGGAGCGGCUCAUCGAGGAACUUCAGGCUCAGGUGGACUCCUUCGACGCCGCUCUCUCCGAAGCCGCCGAUAAGCUAGCCAGAGCCGACCGAGACAAGGAGAGUUUGGUGAAGGAGAAUGCUUAUCUUUCCAAUUCGGUGAGAAAGCUCACCAGAGAUGUCUCUAAGUUGGAGAGUUUCAGAAGGACGCUUAUGAAAUCACUUCACGAGGAUGAAGAUACUUCUGGAGGAGCAGCAGACCUUGCCGCUAAGUUGCAGAGUCAAGCAAGUAUCACUUCCUCGUCGCAAUUUGGAGAUGAAGAUGCUUCAACGCCUUCUUCUAGAUCUUCUUCAAUGCGAUUAAACACUUUCGACACGUCAAAUUACAUUGCGGAGGAUCGUGAGUCCGAUGGUUCACGAUCUGGAGCAUCCCAUAAUGUCGUGUUAGCAUCGCAAAGUAGCACCCCUCGCAUUACUCCUCCAGGUUCCCCUCCCAGUAAGUCUGCACUGGCAUCCCCGACAAGAACAUCAUCUAAACCUGUGUCUCCAAGGCGCCAUGCAAUGUCCUUUUCGACCUCAAGAGGAAUGUUUGAUGAUAGGUCUUCCUCACAAACUGGUCGAACACGAGUGGAUGGAAAAGAGUUUUUUCGCCAAGUUAGGAGUCGUUUAUCCUAUGAGCAGUUUGGUGCAUUUUUAGCAAAUGUGAAGGAACUGAAUUCUCAUAAACAAACCAAAGAGGAAACACUGCAGAAUGCUAAUGAGAUUUUUGGGGCUGAAAACAAAGACCUUUAUACUAUAUUUGAGGGAUUGAUAACGCGCAAAGUCCAUUAACUUUGCCUUAACUUUAUUACUAAACUUUUUUUUGUUUCAACUUUGUAACAACUCAUGAUAUUUCUUCUACUUUAGCAACUUGUUCCCACAAUAAAUUUCUUGUUGCUUGAUAAAGUUUUCUUUAAAUUCUACAAUUUUAUUUAUUUAUUUAUUUAUUUA